CACAUGACUUGACUUCCGCAUGUCGACUCUCCGCAUUAAACACCUUCUAACAAAUGGACGUAAUUCUAAACCCGUUCACGAAAUCUGUUUGAAAUUAUCAUUUUAUGUAGUUAUAGAAGAACCGGAAACGGAUUGUGACGAAGAUUCGUCAUGUCGUCUCUGAGACUUGGACGCUUCCUGCUGCUGCUGCUGCUCAAUCAUGAACUCUCACUCUCCGCUUCUCGUUCCUUCAGCGUGGACUAUCAGAACGACUGCUUUCGCAAAGAUGGGGAGAAGUUUCGUUACAUCUCGGGCAGUAUCCAUUACAGCAGGAUGCCCAGGGCCUACUGGAAGGACAGGCUGCUCAAGAUGUACAUGGCGGGCCUGAACGCCAUUCAGACGUACAUUCCCUGGAACUUCCACGAGGAGUCUCCAGGCCGAUAUAGUUUCAGCGGGGACAGAGAUGUGGAACAUUUCCUUCAGCUGGCUCAGGAUAUCGGACUACUCGUUAUCCUUCGGCCAGGGCCGUAUAUUUGUGCUGAGUGGGACAUGGGCGGGCUGCCUGCCUGGCUUCUCCAGAAGAAAGACAUUGUACUGCGGUCUUCAGAUCCAGAUUACAUAGCAGCAGUGGAUAGCUGGAUGGGAAAGCUCCUGCCAAUGAUGAAGCCUUACCUCUAUCAGAACGGCGGCCCAAUCAUCAGUGUGCAGGUGGAGAAUGAGUAUGGCAGUUACUUUGCAUGCGAUUACAACUACAUGCGCCACCUCUCCAAGCUGAUGCGGUCUUACCUUGGCGAGGAGACGGUGCUCUUCACCACAGACGGCGCCUCACUCGGCUUCCUCAAAUGUGGCACUAUUCAAGGCGUCUACGCCACUGUCGAUUUUGGCGCAGGCUCCAAUGUAUCAGCAGCAUUUAAUGUGCAACGACACGCUGAACCAAACGGACCGUUGGUGAACUCUGAAUACUACACCGGUUGGUUGGACCUAUGGGGCUCGCCUCACUCUGUUGUGUCGUCCACAAAAGUGGCCAAGACCCUCAAUGAGAUCCUGGCCAUAGGGGCAAACGUCAAUAUGUACAUGUUUAUAGGAGGAACCAACUUUGGAUACUGGAAUGGUGCCGUUGCGCCUUACAGUCCGCAGCCUACCAGCUACGACUAUGACGCUCCACUCACUGAGGCCGGAGACCUCACUGAGAAGUACUUUGCAAUCCGAGAAGUGAUCAAAAUGUACCGGAAAAUACCUGAGGGGAUAAUACCACCAUCAUCUCCAAAGUAUUCAUAUGGUGCUGUUAAAAUGAAGCUGCUGCAAACCGUGUCAGAAGCCUUAGAGACUCUGUCCUUCUCUGGCCCAGUGGAGAGCAUGUUCCCCCAGACGUUCACUGACCUCAAACAGGCCUUUGGCUAUGUGCUCUAUAGGACUGAGCUACCAGUAGACUGCAGCACGCCCACGCCGCUGUCGUCGCCACUAAAUGGGGUCCGUGACCGAGCGUAUGUGUCGGUUAACGGGGUCGCUGCUGGGAUUCUUGAAAGAAACAAAGUCCUAACCAUUAAUGUGACAGGAAAAGCUGGGAGUCAAGUGGACGUGCUGGUGGAGAACAUGGGCCGCAUCAACUACGGAAAAAACAUCAAUGAUUUCAAGGGCCUUGUAUAUAACCUGACUUUGGGCAAUGUUGCACUAAAAGGAUGGACCAUGUACAGCCUCAGUAUUGAUGAAGCCAUCAACCAGGGUAUCUUCUGGGAAAUGAUUACCAAAUCAUCUGACCAGCUUCCGCCCACUGCACUCUCACUUCCGGCUUUCUACGGAGGAAGCUUCAUCAUUCCUGACGGCAUUCCAGACCUACCUCAGGAUACCUAUAUUAGUCUGCCUAAAUGGCGAAAGGGGCAAGUUUGGAUCAACGGCUUUAACCUGGGACGCUACUGGCCUUCAAGAGGCCCUCAGGUGACUCUUUUUGUUCCCGCUACUGUCCUCAGCACCGACGCGCCCAACAAUGUGACAAUCCUUGAGCUGGAAGCUGCUCCCUGCCUCUCAAGUUCGUGUAUAGUGGAUUUUACGACCACGCCCAUCCUGAACGAAACAGUGAAGUAUCACCACAAGCAGCGCUGGGCAAAGUUUAGAGCAGAUUUGUUCGGACAUUAACAGAAGUUACCACUUCACAAUGUGCACUCAACAAUGAUCAAACCACUAAACCACUCACUAUGUGAUUGAUUGUUAAAAUGUCUUCAAUGAUUCAGUGUGUCUUCAGAUAAAAGGCUGAAAUACUUGAUCACGUCGUUACACUUUCAUAAAAGUUUGUCACUUGAGGAUUAUUUUGCCAAAUAAAAUGUUUUUUUGUGUUUUUUAAUUGCUUUUUUAAUGCAAAAACAACAGGGAAGUACAUGCAUUUGUCAAGCAUAUGAAUUUCAAUAAAAAU
This is a messenger RNA of Dunckerocampus dactyliophorus (ringed pipefish), 2386 nucleotides long. It is a transcript of the gene glb1, whose product is annotated as galactosidase, beta 1. The transcript is spliced from 16 exons. Gene Ontology annotation, biological process: carbohydrate metabolic process. Gene Ontology annotation, cellular component: vacuole. Gene Ontology annotation, molecular function: beta-galactosidase activity. The record is from RefSeq and is a predicted model, not a curated record. Bases 151 to 2112 code for a protein of 653 amino acids. Lineage: Eukaryota; Metazoa; Chordata; Actinopteri; Syngnathiformes; Syngnathidae.